AUGGCUGCUCGCGAGCCCUCGAAAUGCCUUCAUAGGGCCCUUCUGCGCCCAUCAAGGCUUUAUAAAUAUCAACAAUUCUCCUUUCCCAUACGCAAUGCCUCGAACCAAGCUGCAUCCGCCCCAGCCUCGGUGGUUGAAGUCGAACCCGCGUCUUCUUUUGCAGCCCCUGUUCCGGAUUCCGUUAUAAAGUCAUAUAAUCCUGUUGCGCGGGCAAGGGCAGCACAGAAGAAACUUCCUCGCAGUCGGUAUCAAUUCCGUUCUCCAAAAUACGAUCGAGGACCCCUUCAUCCUCAUAGGCCUCCUCCCCCCUCCGAUCCUUCUUCACGGCAGUUCGUCCCUGGGCCGUUUUCUCUGCCGCGUGUGCAGCAAACUUACGAGUCGACGAUUGCCUCGGAUAUUCUGACGCUCUGUUACGUCCACAAGCCACCGGGGUUUCAAGCACCAGUCAAAGCGCCGCGUUUACGCUCAUGGGACGACAGUUCGCCAUAUCACAAGAACCGACCAUUGCGCGGGCCACGUGGUGGUGAUGUCUUGCGACUCUUGCGGAAACCCGUCACGUUCCGGAACUUGCCUAAAGUUGAGCGGAUCACAAUCCACAGUUACGUGAAGCACGCUGCUACAGAAGGCUCCCAAUGGCUUCACGUUGCUGGAAUGGCUGUCCAAGCCAUCUCGAAUGUCCGGGUUGAGACCUUCAAAUCCAGAACCAGUGUUGGUCCUUGGGGCAUUGUUCCCGGAAGGGACUCGGUUGCCGUCAAGGCUGAGCUGUAUUCCGAGAAUAUGCAUCAUUUCCUUGGAAAAUUGGUCGAUGUUGUCCUGCCCAAAAUCAAGGAGUGGAAGGGUGUCAAGGGAAGCAGCGGUGACAGCAGUGGGAACAUCACAUUUGGCUUGGAGCCUGAGGAAAUGGCCCUUUUCCCAGAAAUAGAGGUCAAUUACGAUAUGUAUCCUACAAAAAUGAUCCCUGGUUGUCACAUCACCCUUCACACAUCUGCCACCACCGACAAAGACGCAAGGCUACUGCUCAGUGCUCUGGGAAUUCCAUUCUAUGGCAAACAUGUUAAUUAA
Molecule: messenger RNA, 1062 nt
Organism: Talaromyces atroroseus
Lineage: Eukaryota; Fungi; Ascomycota; Eurotiomycetes; Eurotiales; Trichocomaceae
Exons: 3
Coding region: 1-1062 (353 amino acids)
Biological process (GO): translation
Cellular component (GO): ribosome; cytosolic large ribosomal subunit
Molecular function (GO): structural constituent of ribosome; RNA binding
Source: RefSeq, a predicted model, not a curated record